Molecule: messenger RNA, 1038 nt
Organism: Uncinocarpus reesii 1704
Lineage: Eukaryota; Fungi; Ascomycota; Eurotiomycetes; Onygenales; Onygenaceae
Exons: 2
Coding region: 1-1038 (345 amino acids)
Biological process (GO): regulation of glycogen biosynthetic process
Cellular component (GO): protein phosphatase type 1 complex
Molecular function (GO): protein phosphatase 1 binding; glycogen binding
Source: RefSeq, a predicted model, not a curated record
AUGACUGCUGCCAGAGCCUUUUCGCUACCAAGCUACAGGGAAGAUGAUCUCGCUGCGGCGGGGGCGAAGAUGCUCUCACGAUCCGUCCAGAAAAUGUCUGCGAAGCUCAUCAGAUCCGCCAUCGCGCCCCUUGGGGGAAGCCAAAGGAAUAGAUCGAAACCUACAAAAUCCGUUCAUUUCGAAGCUCACCUUGAAUCGGUGUGCUACUUCAUGAAAGAUGACGAACCCUGUUUAAUAGCUGCUCGGAUAUCAGCCGUGAAACGGACUCAUGGCGACUAUAACCCUCUCAAAACUCUCAACAAGGAGUCGCCUGCGCUGUUGCAUGACUCGACCUGUGUGUUGGAUAUGAUUUCCCAGUCCGCAGACCGAGCCGCCGAUGCGCCGGUGCGAGUCGAGCAGCUCUACCUCUCGAACCAGAAGAGUGUAACCGGCACUCUGGCCGUAACGAACUUCUCCUUUGCACAACGUGUCAAGGUGCGGUUUACCCUUGAUGGAUGGAAGACGGUGUCGGAAACAGCAGCAGAAUAUUCUGGGAACCAUCGUCACAAUGGCUUCGACACAUUCGGUUUUACGAUUAGCCUCGAGGAUCAGCACGCACUGAAAGACAAGACCAUGUCCUUUUGCGUUUGUUAUGUUGCCAACGGCAAAGAAUUCAAGGAGGACAACGGUUCCAUGAACUAUCAGGUCGAACUUUCGAAAUUGGCACGGCAAGCAUGUGGAAUCGGCUCGAUUGAACCUCCAGCAGCCACCCAAACCGCUUCAUCCCCAGCCAUGACAAAAACGCGACCUUCGCGGGUUUCUCCUCCAGGAAUCCUUCGUUUGACCAUGUCGGGCUCUAGACCUAGCAAUUUACCUACGGCAUCUACUCACACCUCGUUAUUCGGCUCCUUCUCACGGCAUUCCAAGGCUGAGACGGAAAGCACCGACAGGAAGCAGGGCUCGAGGGAAACCGUGCAGGACGCACCACUUUGGAAGUACAUGGACCGUCUCAGCACCAACGCCACUACGCUGUCUUCGCGGCAGAUCAGGCUUCUGUAA